AUGCAAAACCCUCGCCCCUCCUACGCCCACCACCAGCUCCAGCAGCACCUCGCCUCCCUCCUCUCCGCCGCGGCCGGCGACCCCCCGCACCCCUCCGAUGACGCCUCCCGCGCCGGCGCCCUCUCCAGCCUCCGCCUCUCCCUCCUCCACCCGCCCAACCGCCCGCUCCUCCCCUCCCUCGCCCCCUUCCUCGCCCCGCCGCUCUCCGUGCUCCUCGCCGACGACGCGUCCUACGCCGUGCGGCGCGCCGCCGUGGCGGCCUACGCGGCGCUCAGCGCGGUGCUGUGCGCGCACGAGGCGCCCGGGGGCCUCCCUGACGGGUUCGUCGCCUGGGCGCUGCCGCUCCUGGGGGAGCCCGCCUCGGCCGCCCUCGUCGCCGAGGGGCUCAGGGAGCUCCUGGCCACCGGGGAUGCGCACGCCGUCGAGCGUUUCGUGCCACCACUCCUCGCCGCCUGCCGUGACGUGCUCGAGGAUGAGCGGACCUCGCUCGCUGUGCUCAGGUGCCUGCUCGGCCUGCUCACGCUCGUCGCCGCCAAGUUCCCCCACUGCUUCCGGCCGCAAUUCGUCGAUAUGGUUGACUUGCUCCUUGGGUGGGUGUUCGUCCCAGACCUUGCCGAAACCGAUUGCCGCACCAUCGUGGAUAGUUUCUCGCAGUUCCAGUGGCACUGGCUCGGUAAUCUGCAGUUCUCCCUUGGACUGUUGCCCAAGUUCUUGGCUGAUAUGGAGGUCCUUGUGCAUGAUCCCAACCUUGCGGCCAGCCAUAACUCUGGCCGGCUUCGUCCGCUCUUUGCUUGCUUCUCGACGGUGUUGCAGAUCAUGGCAUCUGGUGUGGCAGAGAGAAAUAAUCUGAGAGAACUUGUAGUAGGGCCACUUGAGGCGUUGGCUCCUCAGCUUUUAAGGUGUGCAUCAGUGAUAGCUUCCAAGAUUGGCUGGUCUGAGAGGAUGGAAGAAGCAUCCAGAUGUUUGGUCUUGCUCGCAGAGAUUCUGCAGGAAAGGUUCGCUGAGUUCUAUGCUAUGUUUGUGGAUGUGUUGACACAGAGUUUGGAUAAUGCGUCGUCACAACAGUUGGUGGUAGCACUUAAGACUAACCUGCAAGUGUUGUCACUUCAAAAUUUGGGGCUCCAUUCGGCUGCUGUGGAGCACUUGCUUGAAUUCAGCUCACUUUUAUCUCGGCUGCGUCUUCACCCAAGCCACAACGUGGUUGUAAAUUCAGCAUCCACUUAUCUUUUUUGUCUGCAGCAUGGAUUGGAAGAUGUAGCUGAGCAAGCAAUUGCAUCAUUGAUGAAAGAGUUGGAACUAUUGAAAUUUCUGCUUGAGAACAUGCAAGUAAGCUGCACUGGUAUCCAGAGUCACUCCUUAGAGAACAACACUCCAGUAGGGUAUUCAGAGCAUCAGUUGCUUUCUUUAAUGAAAUUCGAUUUGAAGAUUCUACUGGCCACUGUUUCAGCUGAUUCUGAAAAGAUCAACAGGAGAGUACCUAGGCUGACAUCAUUCAUUUCAGAGAAGCUUGACCCAUUUGGCACCCCGUUUCAUAAUUUCCUUGAGAUGCAGUUUCAGAUUUUCUCUACACUUCACAGACUGAGCAGUGUGGAACUGUCAAUUAAUAUUGAAACAUCUGAAGAAUUUGAAAGAGGCUCUGGUGAUUCAGGCAGUCAAACUCAGAUAAAUACUGAAUCAAGGAAGUCUUUUUGUGACUGUAAAAUGAAGUUCAUGCAUAAAUAUGGAAAACACAUAAUGCGUGGCCUUAGUGCAUCAUCAUCCAUGACACUGAAAUUAGACGCUUUAGAUUGGAUAGAUUCUUUCGCGAAACUGGUUCUUGCCAUGGAAAGGGAUCUGAACAAGACCAGUCUCUCUUAUGAGUUUGGGGAUGCUACCCUUCCGAAUACUAUUCUCUUCACUAUCUUGGAUUGCGCUUAUGAUAGGGAGACUAAAGUAAGAUGCCAUGUUGCGUUAUCCUUGGAAGCACUCUUUCUUGGUAGGCUCAUCAAUCCCAUGAGCUUCUCAGUUGUCUCACAGGUUCUUCUUGACAAGCUCAGUGAUCCAGACAAUGCUGUAAAAAAUGGAUUUCUGAGGUUAUUUUCAAUUGCUUUGCCUAUUACAACAUACACAUUUGGCUUCCUUGAGGAUGGAUAUAGUUAUCAGAAUUGCCUAGGUAUUUCUAACAUUACCAAGCACUGCAUGAGUUUGAGGCAUGUGCUUGCUGUGAAACAACAGCCUAGGAAACUUCACUGGCAGCAGCUUGUUUCUAUUCUGAGUUACCUUUCCCUCAGAUUGAAGUUGCCUCUUUCUUCUUGGGUUCAACGACUGGUCUUUAGUUACCGUGGCAAGAAAGAUAUGUUUUCUGGUCAAAUUGAUGUCUCUGGAGAUACUGAUUGGAAUGAAUUAUUCAAAGGGCCCGAUGUGGACAUAACUAUUAUUGACAGGAUAUAUUCAGUGAACAAUCUUGCUGCAGUUUGGUGGGGCAUCCAUGAAGCUGCUCGGCACUGCAUAAACCUUCGGCUUCGAACUCAUCUUGGUGGCCCCACACAGACAUUUGCUGCUUUAGAACGCAUGCUUUUGGAUGUACCAAAUUUAUUGGCACUGGAAACUAACGAAGGUGAAGGCAGGUAUAUAGGACCAUCUGACAUAUCCCUAUUGCCUAUGCGCCUGCUAUUGGAUUUUGUUGAGGCAUUAAAGAAAUAUGUUUAUAAUGCGUAUGAAGGUUCCUUUGUUCUACCAGCCCCUCCAAAGGCAAGUUCCUUGUUUUUCCGAGCGAACAAACGAGUCUGUGAAGAGUGGUUUUCUCGAAUCUGUGAUCCAAUGCUGAAGGCAGGACUAGCUUUGCAGUGCAGCGAUGCAGUCAUUCAGUACUGCUCAUCUCGGUUACUAGAUCUCAGAAACAUUGCUGCAUCAUCCCUCAAGGACAACAGCCGCAUGGGAGGAGCUACUGAAAGUAAUCAUGCUUUUAGAGAGAGGUUAGAAAUGGAUAUUCUGAAGGUUUUGCGACAUGCUUCUCUGGCAUUGUGCAGGUGUCAUGAAACAGAUGCCUUAGUUGGACUCCAGAGGUGGGCUGUGUCAACAUUCUACACAUACUUUGAGCAGGAAAAGCAACUAACACGGGGUGCAUCUGAUACCCACAAGCACUUUUCCUGGAUGUCAGGACUCAUCUAUCAAUCCCAGGGGCAGUAUGAAAAGGCUGCUGCACAUUAUUCUCAUCUCUUGCAGUCCGAGGAAGCCCUUACCUCCAUGGAUUCUGAUGUCAUCCAGUACAUCAUAGCACGUGUUAUUGAGUGCUACACAGCUCUGUCUGACUGGAAAUGCUUGGAGGGUUGGCUUGCAGAGUUACAAGAGCUCCGUGCUGUACAUGCUGGCAAACCUUAUUCAGGUGCUUUAACGAGUGCUGGCAAUGAGCUUAAUGCUAUUCAUGCAAUGGCAUGCUUUGAUGAGGGUGACUUCCAUUCAGCUUGGAGUUAUCUUGAUUUGACUCCUAAAAGCAGCAGCGAGCUUACCCUCGAUCCCAAGGUUGCAGUUGAGAGAAGUGAAUUAAUGCUCCUGCGUGGAAUGCUUCAAUCUGACAGCAAGCCUGACAAGGCAAGAGAGGAUCUUGAUAAGGCUAAAUUGAUGUUGGAUGAAGCACUCUCUGUGGCCCCUCUCAAUGGAUUGACUGAUGCUGCAGCAUGUGCUGGCCAGCUUCAUUGCAUCUUUGCAUUUGAAGAGGCCACUGGGUUGACGUGCCAAGAUGGACCUAAUCAACCACCAGUGCUCAUGGAUUAUUUACUGAGACUAUUGCAGGAUCCUAUUGACAGGAUCCAUCAAGAUUGCAGCAUGUGGCUGAAGGUCUUUAAAGUGUAUCGUACUGCACAUCCAUCUUCAUUACCCACUCUUCUUCUAUGUCGCAAGCUUGCUAGUCUUGCUAGAAAGCAGACCAACUUUAUGUUAGCUGGCCGCUUAAACCAGUACCUCAUAAACCAUCCUUUGGAAUCAUCUGAUGAGACGGACAAGGGAAUGCUUACUUUGAACAUUAAGUAUGAAGGUGCCUUGCUGAAGCAUUGCGAAGGAAACAAUGAGGAGGCUUUAACUGAUCUGUGGUCACUGGUUCGUGCUAAUAUUCUUUCUUCAGUUAGUGAUUCAUCUGGUAUUGGCGAUUCACUUAUUGCUAAGGCGUGUCUGAAACUCUCGACCUGGAUGGAGGAGAGUUCAACUUCCACUCUGAAUAUGAUCGUUCCAAAGGUGGUAAAAGAUUUUAGUGAUUUUGAUGGCUUUCAAAAUGGGUCAGAGAAACUUUUGUCUGGUGACAGUGGGUUAGUUUGUACUGCAAACUGUCAUGUGCUUGCCCAAGAAAUCAUAGGCAGUGCUCGAAAGAUAUCCUGGCAACUUUGUCCCAGUAUGGGCAAGGCGUGGCUUUCUUAUGCAUCUUGGUGCUUUACUCAUGCCAAUCACUCUCUGUCUGGAUCCGAUUCAAAUGUGCAGAACAGUUUGUCCUCCAUUCUCCAAUCUGAACUUUCUCCAGACAGAUUUCACUUGACAGAUAAUGAGAAGUCUGAGGUGGAGCAAACAAUAAGAAGUUUCUAUGCUGAUAAAUCUGCAAAUUGUGUCGAUCACAAUUCCUUAGCGACAACAGGGUCUAGCAACAAUUCUGAGCAGGAGUAUCCCAUGACCAUGAUAAUUGAACAGGCAACUCAACUGUUAGAAACUGCAGCCGGAGCACCAGGUUUUGAGGCCAGUGAUGGUGAAGGUGCCUAUGCACUGCUAUCAUCAGGGCUUAACGUUCUCUUUGGUAAAUGCGAUUCUACAAUGGACAGUGCUAUGCCUUUGAUUAAUAAUCUCACUGAAAUUUGGUGGUCUUUAAGGAAAAGGAGGGUAUCACUCUUUGGGCAUGCUGCAACUGCUUAUUUUCAGUACCUUUCUCAUUCAUCAAGUGAGCUUCAACCUUCAUAUCAGCGUGAUGCCUUAAAAGGGAAAACUAGGGGCUACACUUUGAGAGCAUUGUUGUAUCUCCUCCAUAUAAUUUUGAACUAUGGGGUGGAGCUGAAGGAAACACUUGAAAGUGGGCUUUCAACAGUUCCUUUGUUGCCAUGGCAGGAGAUUAUACCACAACUUUUUGCUCGCUUGAGUUCCCACCCAGAGAAGAUAGUAAGGAAACAGUUGGAGAGCAUAUUGGUGAAGCUAGGGAAACUUUCUCCUUAUUCUAUAGUAUAUCCUACAUUAGUUGAUAUCAAUGCCUGUGAAGGAGAACCUUCUGAGGAGCUUCAGCGAAUAUUGAACUUUCUGGUUAAGCUGUACCCCAAAUUAAUUAAGGAUGUUAAGCUUGUAAUUGAUGAGCUAGGAAUGAUAACCGUUCUGUGGGAGGAACAAUGGCUGAGUACCUUACAAGAUCUCCAUUCAGAUGUCUUAAGGAGAAUCAAUAUACUUAAGGAGGAAGCUGCAAGGGUUGCUGCAAAUUCUACACUGACUUCAGCUGAAAAGAACAAGAUCAAUGCUGCAAAAUAUUCUGCUAUUAUGACUCCAAUUGUUGUAGCCUUGGAACGUCGUUUAGCGUCCACAUCUCGUGAACCAAGAACACCCCAUGAGACGUGGUUCCAUAAGGAAUAUAACGCUCAGCUGAGAUCUGCAAUCACAAGCCUUAAGGUGCCCCCUGGAUCUCCAGCAGCAUUAGGAGAGAUUUGGCGGCCUUUUGAUUCAAUUGCAGCUUCUUUAGUCAGUCAUCAAAGAAAGUCAUGCGUAUUGUUAAGUGAAAUUGCUCCACAGCUAGCAACUUUGUCAACCUCUGACAUUCCAAUGCCUGGUUUUGAGAAGCAGAUACUUGAUUCCUCAGAAUCUUUUUUUGCUGGAAAUCAUGGCACGGUUACAGUCUCUUCUUUCUGCAAAGAAGUUACAAUACUUUCUACAAAGACAAGACCUAAGAAGCUCGCCUUGCAAGGAUCAGACGGACAGAAGUAUAUUUAUCUUCUCAAGGGACGGGAGGAUCUACGUCUUGAUUCUCGGAUCAUGCAGCUUCUGGAGGCGAUAAAUAGCUUCUUGCAUUCAUCUUCUGACACUCGAAGUCGAAAUAUUGCAAUUCGAUUUUAUUCUGUUACACCAAUUAGUGGACGAGCUGGGCUAAUCCAGUGGGUAGAAAAUGUAAGCAGCAUAUACAAUGUGUACAAGUCAUGGCAAAAACGUACUCAGGUGGCACAGGCACAGGCACAGCUUUCUUCAGUUAGCACUGGUAACAUUCACAACUCAGUACCUCAUGUUCCCCGUCCGAGUGAUAUGUUCUAUGGAAAAAUAAUACCAGCACUGAAAGAAAAAGGGAUCAAAAGAGUAAUCUCACGAAGAGAUUGGCCACUAGACGUUAAGAAAAAAGUUCUGUUGGAGCUUAUGAAGGAGACUCCAAAGCAGAUUUUGUGGCAAGAAAUGUGGUGUUCAAGUGAGGGCUUCAAAAACUUCAACUCCAAAGUAAAGAGAUUCUCUAGCAGUCUAGCGGCUAUGAGCAUGGUUGGCCAUAUCCUGGGCCUUGGAGAUAGGCAUUUAGACAAUAUCCUUAUGGACUUUAGCAAUGGUGAUGUGGUUCACAUAGAUUACAAUAUAUGCUUUGAUAAAGGGAAAAGGUUGAAGAUUCCAGAAAUCGUUCCAUUCCGUCUUACUCAAACUAUUGAAUCAGCCUUGGGAUUGUCUGGAGUUGAAGGUGUCUUUAGAGCUACCUGUGAGGCAGUUAUGGGUGCCCUCUUGAAGAACAAAGAUAUCAUCUUAAUGUUAAUGGAAGUAUUUGUUUGGGACCCAUUGAUUGAGUGGACACGCGGAAAUAUGCAAGAUGAAGCUGGAAUAGCUGGUGAAGAGAAGAAAGGAAUGGAAUUAGCAGUUAGUUUAAGCUUGUUCUCUUCUAGGAUUCAAGAAAGUCGUGUUCCGUUGCAGGAGCAUCAGGAUCUUUUCGUGACUAACUUGCCAGCUACAGUAUCUGUUCUAAAGACAUUCUUGGAUACUCUAGAUCAGUAUGAGGUUAAGUCUGCUAUAUUUUAUCAUGCUGAGAAAGAGAGGUCCAGUGCUUUACAUAAUGAAACGUCAGCAAAGUCAAUCCUUGCCGAGGCCACUUCAGUUGCUGAAAAAUCCCGCACUUCUUUUGAGCUUCAUGCUCAUGAAUUAGCAGAAGCGAAAACAUCGACAGUUGACGAAGCUAACACGCUUGCAAUAUGGGUGGAAAAACAUGGAAGGGUUCUUGAGGCCAUACGGGACAAUUCGAUUACAGGUUCGGAACUAUUAAUGAAACUAGACAGCAAGGAUGAGGCCUUGAGCCUUAUUUCAGCUGUCCUUGUAUCUGGGGUCCCCCUUACGGUUGUACCAGAGCCAACUAGAGAACAUUGCUAUGAGUUGGAUAGGGAGGUCUCUGAACUAAUUACUGAGUUGCAUGAUGGGCGGUCCUCUGCUUUACAGGCACUUGGUGAGUAUGCUUUAAUCUUGCAGCAAGUUCUUCCAGUUAACUACAUCACAACCAGUCCAAUUACUGGUUGGGCACAAGCUUUGCAGCUAUCUGUAACCAGUGCAUCACAAGACAUGCUUGCUCUUGCCAAAAGGCAGGCUGCAGAAGUCAUUGCUAAGGUUCAGGGCGAAGGUAGUAAUCUAGUACAGCAAAGAUACCGGGAUCUCUUAAAUCAAAUGGAAAGUUAUGUUGCAUGUGUGGAAAGAAUUAUGAGGGAAUGUUCUGAAUUGAUGAGUUCUGUUGGAUCGGAUAACGAAGCACAGUCUAAAGAUCGGAUACUUUCUGCAUUCAUAAACUCUGUUCAAUUGUCAUCACAAAAGAAUGAUGAGGAUACCGUUCCUUCUUCGCUGGCAGAUAAUUUGGAGGUCAAACCUCCAGCCCAGGAGGAUGUAAAAGAGAAAGCAAGUAAGGUUCUAUCUGUUCUUGGGAUCGCUGUGAGUCAGUUAUACAGUGGCAUUAGAGUCAGAGUGUCUGAACUCUCAACUAAAGCUGUUGGGAUAACUAAGUUUAGGACAGAUGAAGCUGGUCUUCAAGCUGAUGCUGGAAUGAGUCUGCAAUUGUUUGAUCAGCAGAUCGAAAAAUGUGCAUUACUUUCUGGAUUUGUGAAGGAAGUGCAUGAAGUGAUGGGGACAAAAUUAGGUGAAAUAAACGCUGAUUAUCUGAAGCAUCGGCCUGGACAAUGGGCUUAUACGUUUCAGGCCAUUUUGCACUCAAGUACCAACAUGAUUGAGCAAAUGACCGAAGUUUUUCUUCCAGAAAUUAUUAGAUCGUUUGUCUCGUACAAUUCGGAGGUAAUGGAAGCCUUUGGUUCAAUUUCUCGGAUACGUGGUUCUGUUGACACAGCUCUAGAGAAGUUGGCUGAGGUAGAACUUGAGAGAACAUCACUGACUGAACUGGAACAGAGCUACUUUGUGGAAGUUGGCCGAAUCACUGAGCAGCAAGUAGCUCUUGAAGAAGCUGCCAUGAGGGGUAGAGACCAUCUAUCCUGGGAAGAAGCAGAGGAACUAGCUUCACAGGAGGAAGCCUGUAGAGCACAGUUGGAACAACUGCAGAAAACUUGGAGCCAGAAAGAUAUGAGAAUUUCAUCAGUUUUGAAAGUAGAAGCCAGUGUCAUGAAUUCUUUACAUUCUUCUGAAAAGUACUUCUCAUCUUUGGUGAGUGCUGAUCAGGAAAAUGAAUUUCAUUUCAGAAGCAAGGCUCUGCUUUCAAUCUUGACAAAGCCCUUCGCUGACCUGGAAUCUCUUGAUCAUAUGCUAUCAUCUCGUGGCGCCUUCCCUUCCCACAUGAGCGGACCAGUUUCUAAUCUAAGAGAAGUUUUGGCUGCCAGUUCUUCAUUAUCUGAUGUUGUGUGGCCUUUAUCUGGCUUAUUGAAGGAUCAUGCUUUUUUUGUUUGGAAGCUCGGUUUGCUUGAUUCAAUUCUUGACUUGUGCAUGCAUGAGAUUUCAUCUUCUGUUGAGCACAGUUGUACUACCAACCAGCUUUACAUUACUCUCAAGAAGAAGCUUGCGAUCCAUGUGGAAAAUCAAGUUGGUCAAUAUAUUCUGAAAAGGAUUGCUCCUGCACUGAUCCUACAUUUAGACAAAGAAAUUUGUGAUUUGCUAGAAACGAGUCAAGGAAGAAGAGAAUCAGGUCAACCUACUGCGGCUGCAGGAAGGGUUGCAUUAAUGCUUGAGGAGUACUGUAAUGCUCAUGAGACAGCUAGAGCUGCCCGGACUGCAGUUUCUCUAAAGCAAAGGCAAUUAAAUGACCUCACUGAGGCUUUACGUAAAAUAAUUUUGGAAAUAGUUCAGGUUGAAUGGCUGCAUGAUUUUUCAUCGCCUCAUGCACAGAAGGCCAAGAUUUUCUCACAAAAUAUUCUUGGUGAUGAUAAGUUCAUGUCCGUGCUUUUAAAUCUGAGCAGAAGGAACUUGUUAGAUAAGAUCCAGUCUUCGAUGUCAUUGAUAACAAGAUCAAUUGAGUGUCUGCAAGCUUGUGAAAGCACUUCUGUUUCAGCUGAAGGCCAACUUGAGAGAGCAAUGGGAUGGGCCUGUGCCGGUCCAAAUACUUCUGGAGCAGGCAGUUCAACUGCAAAGGGUUCAGGAAUCCCCCCCGAGUUUCAUGAUCAUCUAUCGAAAAGGAGGAAAUUGCUUGGGGGCAUUCAAGAACAGGCAUCUGACCUUGUUAAGUCUUGCACAUCCGUUUUAGAGUUUGAAGCAUCUAGAGAUGGGCUUUACUUUGUUUCUGAGGAUAAAUCUUCUGGACAAUCUACUGAUAAGGGCAGGGCCUGGCAGCAAACUUUCGUGAAUCUACUGACACGUUUAGAUGCAGCAUACAAUUCCUUUACAUGUGCAGAACAAGACUGGAAACGUGGCCAGCUCAACAUGGAAACUGCUGGAAAAGGCUUGUAUUCAGCUACCAAUCAACUUUCUGUAGUCUCUGUCAAGGCAAAAUCUGCUUUAGUUGAUCUGCAGGAUACUCUGGUAGACAUGUAUGAACGUGCUUGCGAAGUCAGUGUAUCAUUAUCUGGAUUCAAACAUAUUUCACAGGAACGCACUGCCUUGACUGCUGAAUGUGGCUCCUUGCUCGAGGAGGUUUUGGCUAUAGCAGAGGGGUUGCAUGAUGUCUACACUUUGGGAAAGGAAGCUGCUGCAUUGCACAGUUCCCUUACGGCAAAUAUUUCCAAGGCAAAUACGAUCUUACUUCCACUUGAAGCUUUGUUGUCUGCUGAUGUGGCUGUUAUGUCUGAAGCGAUCUCAAAGGAAAGAGAGAAGAAUAACACCAGUAUGCCUCUUAGUCAUGGAAAGGCAUUAUACCAAUCUUACAUCACUAGAGUAAGGGAAGCUUGCAAAAACAUAGAGCCUGUGGUGCCCCUAUUAACUGAAUACGUGAAGGAGCUGCACUCCAUGGUGAUUAAGCUUGGACGCCUUUCAAGUCUUCAUGCAGGGAAUCUUCAUAAGGCUUUAGAAGUUCUUGAAGAAAGUGAAACUGGGAGAUCACAGGAUAUGCCCUCUGCACGUCCAGAUCUUCUGCAAAGUGAUUCGUCAGUUGAGAAGGAUAAAAGCUCUUCUGGGAGCAGGGAAGGUGUCUCUCAGGAUUUGAUUAUUGAUACUGAUGGUUCUCUACAAGAUGAAUGUUGGAUUUCUCCACCAGAGCACUCAUAUACUAGCAGUUCAGGAUGUACAACAUUGUUGACCCAGCUUACUCCUGAGAAUUUGGAGAAAAUAGAUGCCCUUUUGGACAGCGGGCCUGGAAUAGAGGGUCCUGCUGCUAAUAGUCAGCAAUCAAGAGAUGGUAGAACUGAUUCAGGAUCAGACUCAAGUAGCAAUAAGCAGGUGUUUUCAAACAAUGUCACACAAGCUAGCAAUAUUCAUGUGGCUGGAACUUCUUUUGCGGAGGAGGGAAGAAUUGAAACUGAGGAUAACACUGGAACCUUCAAACAGGUUAGAGGACAAGAAUGUGACAGCAGUGACAAUAAAUCCUAUUCAGAUACUCGAAUGACCAGAGGUAAAAAUCCUUUUGCUCUGUCUAUCCUGAAGCAAGUGGAACAUAAGUUACAUGGACGAGAUAUAGAUGGUACCAGGUCCUUGAAAAUUUCAGAGCAAGUAGACUAUCUUCUUAAGCAGGCAACAAGCAUCGACAAUUUGUGUAAUAUGUACGAGGGUUGGACACCUUGGAUAUGAUUCAAAUUUCACCGAUACAACUUUCAUCAAUGUAUGCUGUCCAGAGUUUCGGGCAGAAGACAUUUCAUGGCAAAAGCAGGAUAGCAUGUCAAGCAAUUGUAUGGUUGCUAUGAAUGAUGGCGAGCCAAGUUAAAGAGCUCUACAGGUGUCAUUUAUAAGACAGUGUGGCUCAACUUCCCUGCAGCAUGUGGCAUGAACGGCUACGGAUGCUUCCAAUCAGAGGAGGGGCACCACUUCGGUACUGUUGGCCUCUGCAUCUACAAUGUUACGUUGCCAUUCACAUGCAUUCUGGGAUCCAGACAAUGACAUUGUGGAAUGCUGAAGCUUAGCAUGAUAUGAACGGAAAUACCCAAAGCAUUCGCAAUUUGCAUGGACACGCGGCGCGCUCACCCACGGGGAUUCGAAAUUGGUAAAGCUGUCAAAUGUACAUAAUAUGUUCCCUGUACAUCUGAUAUUUUGGAAGCUCCUUUCCAUGAUCCAACUAGCAUAUUGGAAAGCGUAGGCGCUGGAUAUGCAACUGUGAAAAUGCCGUUUGUAUUCCACGACUCCUCGUGGAUCAUCAGGUGUAAAUAGAAAUGUUCAGUGUAGAUCCAUGAUCACAGUAUAUUGAUCGGAGUUAAAUGCGAGUGCAGAGCUAUUCCACAUGCUAGUAAUGGGAACGUAUCCGUUAUCUCCCAGA
Messenger RNA from Triticum dicoccoides, 11773 nucleotides. Its product is annotated as serine/threonine-protein kinase SMG1-like. The record is from RefSeq and is a predicted model, not a curated record. Bases 1 to 11094 code for a protein of 3697 amino acids. The transcript is spliced from 17 exons. Gene Ontology annotation, molecular function: protein serine/threonine kinase activity; protein binding. Lineage: Eukaryota; Viridiplantae; Streptophyta; Magnoliopsida; Poales; Poaceae. Gene Ontology annotation, biological process: phosphorylation; nuclear-transcribed mRNA catabolic process, nonsense-mediated decay. Gene Ontology annotation, cellular component: nucleus.